Molecule: messenger RNA, 7389 nt
Organism: Egretta garzetta (little egret)
Lineage: Eukaryota; Metazoa; Chordata; Aves; Pelecaniformes; Ardeidae
Gene: CPSF6
Product: cleavage and polyadenylation specific factor 6
Exons: 10
Coding region: 1-1734 (577 amino acids)
Biological process (GO): mRNA alternative polyadenylation
Cellular component (GO): mRNA cleavage and polyadenylation specificity factor complex
Molecular function (GO): mRNA binding
Source: RefSeq, a predicted model, not a curated record
AUGUCUGUGGAACAUGGCAAUUAUCACAGCAUUUUGUUUCAAGAAGCUGAAUAUGGUGGACAUGAUCAGAUUGAUUUAUAUGAUGAUGUAAUUUCUCCAUCUGCAAAUAAUGGAGAUGCCCCAGAAGAUCGUGAUUACAUGGAUUCUCUUCCACCAUCUGUUGGGGAUGAUGUAGGUAAAGGAGCUGCACCAAAUGUUGUCUAUACAUAUACUGGAAAGAGAAUUGCCUUGUACAUUGGAAAUCUUACUUGGUGGACAACAGAUGAAGACUUAACUGAAGCAGUUCAUUCACUGGGGGUAAAUGAUAUUUUGGAGAUAAAAUUUUUUGAAAAUCGUGCUAAUGGCCAGUCUAAAGGGUUUGCCCUUGUGGGUGUGGGAUCAGAAGCAUCCUCCAAAAAGUUGAUGGAUUUGUUGCCUAAAAGAGAAUUGCACGGGCAGAAUCCUGUUGUAACUCCGUGUAACAAACAGUUCCUGAGUCAGUUUGAAAUGCAGUCAAGGAAAACCACACAGUCUGGCCAGAUGUCUGGGGAAGGUAAAGCUGGUCCCCCAGGAGGAAGCUCCCGAGCAGCAUUUCCACCUAGUAAUAGAGGGCGAGGCCGUUUUCCAGGUGCCAUUCCAGGUGGAGACAGAUUCCCUGGACCGGCAGGGCCAGGAGGGCCACCACCACCUUUCCCAGCUGGACAAACUCCCCCACGUCCACCUUUAGGUCCUCCUGGCCCACCAGGCCCACCAGGCCCUCCACCUCCUGGUCAGGUCCUCCCACCUCCAUUAGCUGGACCUCCUAAUCGUGGUGACCGUCCACCACCACCAGUUCUGUUUCCAGGACAGCCUUUUGGUCAGCCUCCACUUGGGCCACUUCCUCCAGGCCCUCCACCACCAGUUCCAGGCUAUGGGCCACCACCAGGUCCGCCACCACCUCAGCAGGGUCCACCUCCACCUCCGGGUCCAUUUCCCCCUCGUCCGCCUGGCCCUCUUGGGCCACCCCUGACUCUUGCUCCUCCUCCACAUCUCCCUGGGCCACCUCCAGGUGCUCCACCACCUGCACCACAUGUGAAUCCAGCUUUCUUCCCCCCACCUGCCAAUAGUGGCAUACCUACUUCAGACAGCCGUGGCCCACCUCCGACAGAUCCAUAUGGCCGACCUCCACCAUAUGACAGAGGUGACUAUGGGCCGCCUGGAAGGCGUUUCACUGGAAAUAACAUGUCCAUAAGAGAAAAAUUACAUAUUCCAUUCUAUGGGAGGCACACGAAAAAUAAUACUCAAAACUCAGGGAGAGAAAUGGACGCUGCAAGGACACCUCUAAGUGAAGCAGAAUUUGAAGAAAUCAUGAAUAGAAAUAGGGCGAUUUCAAGCAGUGCCAUUUCGAGAGCUGUAUCAGAUGCCAGUGCUGGGGACUAUGGAAGUGCUAUAGAGACCUUGGUAACUGCAAUUUCCUUAAUUAAACAGUCCAAAGUAUCUGCGGAUGAUCGCUGUAAAGUACUUAUUAGCUCUCUUCAGGACUGCCUUCAUGGAAUUGAGUCCAAGUCUUAUGGUUCUGGAUCCAGAAGACGUGAGCGAUCCAGAGAGAGGGACCACAGUAGGUCACGAGAAAAAAGUAGGCGCCACAAAUCACGUAGUAGAGAUCGUCAUGAUGACUAUUAUCGGGAAAGAAGCCGUGAAAGAGAGAGGCAUCGUGAUCGUGACAGAGAUCGUGACAGAGAACGAGACAGAGAGAGAGAAUAUCGUCAUCGUUAAAGAAGGUGAGCAUUUGUUUUGUGUUCUUGAACUUUACUGUUACUGACUUACUAAAAGUAACUACUGUAGGUUUGGGAUUAUUUACACCAUUAAUAUCUGCAUUUAAAUGGUCCUGCAGUAUGUACUGAAUCACUUUCUUCUUGCAGCAUCUGAUGUGGACAUAGGUAAGUAACAAACAGGUAACUGGUCUUGGGAGGGAGGGAGUACUUCUGUGAUUAUCUUCAGCAGUUUGCGUGCUGCCUUUUUAACUUUAGGUGGUAUUAAUGUUUGCGGUUUUUAUGAAAUGCAAUUAAACCAGUUCUUAAAAGCAGCAAGCCAGACUGAUAGGUCUGAUGUCUUUGUAAUCUUAGAAUAUUAUAUUAAAUUUAUAGUUGUAUUUAUUUUUUUAUUUGUACUUUAAAAUACUAAUUUUGUAUUGUAAAAUCUACUUGUGUAAGGACUGCAGCAUUGAGCCCUUCAUAUGUCAUGUGUGGAUUAUUUCAGUUUGGGGAACGCAUGUGCAUACAGUUGCUGUCCUUGCACAAGUACAGCAUUGUUUUGUUUUGGUAUUUUUCCAGUGAGUUUUACUCAAAUUCAGGAAAUAUAGCCAGACUUUGUUCUUUGUUUUAUGAAACGUGACCUGUCAGCAUCUUCUGCCUUCUAGCUAAAUUCAACUGUUAUCUUCAAUAAGAUUUAUGAUCAGUUGUUCUCCACCACCCUGACUUUUUUCGUUCCCUCCCUCCUCUGAUAGUGAAGUAAUUUUCUAAAGACUAGUAGGAAAUGUAUGGCACAAGAGUUGUUUCUUUUCUGGUUGUUUAUAAACUAAUGUGUUCUUUUAUUUCAUAUAUCUGCAGUCUUGCAUGCAUCAAAUGUCCAGAUAGCUAGAGUAGCAUGCUAAAUAAUACUUUUUUCAGUGUACUGCUGAGAGCCUUAAAAAUACUUAGAAAUGUUCAUCACAUUAUAUAUACACCAUUUUGAGGAUUGGGAAUUCAAGCUACCCAUGAUUCCUUAUAUCUGACAGUUGGGAAAACCCCUACCUAUUAGUUGCUCUGCAGUAGUCUUUUCCCUUUUUAGAAGAAUUUCCCAUUACAUCUACAUUAAAAUUGAAGCUUGCAGACUUGCCUGUCUGCCCAGCUUCCAUUUCUUAACGUUUAACCUCAGAUUUAGUUCCCAGACUUGUAUGUGGUAUUUAUUCAUGGAAGUUCAUUUACAGAAGUUAAAUAUAGCAAAACUUUUUAGAAAUCAUAUAAAAUGUAGUAUACUCCUAAUAUAAUUUUGUAUUGCUUAAAUGUCAGUUUUUCAGUCAGGCUUUUGUGUCACCAACUCUUUUGGGAGAGAACAAAUUCUGAUACUAAAUGCUCUAGUCUAUUGAGUAUUAAGUGGGUGUUGUCUUGGGUUCACAUACCCACAGGGACACACAAAGCAGUAAUCGACCUAGAGAAGGGGAGUGAAAGGCUUAAGUAGGAUGGUGAAAUGUGGCAGCUGAAAUCAAGUUGGCAGUAUAUCUCUGUAUGUGCCACUUUUUGUCAUAAAAAAUGGAUUGGUAGAAAUAUUUCUGGAAUUGCAUAAAGAUAGCAACUGUGGUUCUUAAUUGUAAAUAUCAGAACAUAAAAAUACAGAUUUAACAAAGGUGUUUCUUUUGUUGAACUGGAUUUUUACCUUUUAUGAUAAAUAAAUAUUUGUGAUAUUUGCGAAUAGUUGUUAUUAAUAGGAGGUAACCAUUGAGCUGAGUGGUGGAUGCAUUUCCAGAGUGCUUUCCUUCUGGUGGAGAUGAGCAAGCUGUACUAAAAAUUGUUAAUAACCUGGAAUUUAAGAUAAUUAUUUUAGUCUUGGCAUAUUUUAUUAACCUAGCUUUAAUUUUUGUGUAUUUAGUGUUGUGAAUGUAGAUACAGAGUUUCUGUAUGAAGUGCAGAUUCCCUACGGUGUCACCCCAAGAAAACGUAUCGAGUAGCAUUAGGUUGCAUUUUGUAAUUUCCAAAGCACAAUUUUAAAACGAGACUGUGGUUUCAGUUCAGGUGGGAUUUAUAUAUGCAACUUCCUUCAACUUUGACUUCUCUUUUCUUUCAGAGGGGUUACAUAGGUAAGAUUCCCUUGUGCAAGGAAGAAAAUAGGUCCUAAAUACUUGAUUUAAAGGGCAAAUUUAGUAUUAUGCAUGUAAAUGAAAACAUUUGGUAUUUUUUUAAAAUUAAGUUGUAACCAUUUUGUCUUGUUGCUGUCUUAAUGAAGAAGGGCUUUAUUGUAGUUUUGUUUUUAUAAAUAUAUAUACAUACAUGCACACACAAAAGAAAUACACUUAUCUCCUGGUUUGUAUGUUUCAUUUUCACUAAGAUGUAUGUUUCCAUACAUUUUUUGUUUUGUUCUUUACAUUGAUUAAUAUUCAUAAAUGGAUUUAACAGUCUCAGUCAUUUAAUAAAUAUCAGCAGUGCUGAAAAGAGUUACUCCCCAUAUUACUGUGUUUUGCCAGAUAACAUGAAGUUGCCUCUGUGCCUGCAACCUAUGAAUGGCACCUAUACUUCUCCUUAUUGUAUACCUAUAGUCAUAACUGUGAUACUGUACUGGCUUUUUUUUUUAAAAGUGUUACACAUCUAGUUUAGAAGGAUUUUAAAGGUCCAUUGUGAACAUUUUUGUAUACAGUGAAAUUCAGUUUGUACUGUAUUACAUUUAUAGAGACGGGUUAAAUUGGAAUAACUUACUAAAUGUGUUUAUAAUAAUAAAACUCUAUUCAAAAGUUUAGAUGUACCAUAGCAGGUAUUUACACUUCUGUUUGUACACUUCAUGAUUCAAAUUCUUGCAAGAUCUCGUGUCUUCACUUGAGGCUUCACGUACAUUUAUAAUCUAUUCUACAGAAUUACUAUAAACUGAAUGUUUCCUUGAAACAUCUUGCCUUUGCUUGUAGAAAGCCUAUAGAUAUCAAAGAGAACAACAGAUUUAAGACAAAUGUCUAACCUGUAUUAGUCAAGAAAACUAAGAAUCCAAUAGAAUGAUACUUAGAAGGAUUAACAGCAAAAAUAACGUGUACAAACAGAAUAGUAAUGUAACUUCAUCAGCAUGAGUCCUGACUCUUUUUAGACAGAUUUUUUUUUUAGUUUAAGUGAUACUCAGUGAUGUAUUUCUAGCUGAUCCUUGUCCCAAUCUUAAUCUGUCUGAAUUUCUAUAACUGCUGAAUGUUAAGUUUUUCAUUUUAUGUUUUUGUUAUUGGGUUGAUGGAUUAUUUCCUAUUUAAACUGGAUUUGGACUGAGUUGCGAAGACAAAACCACACUAACAUUGUAACAGCUGAUAUGUAUGUAGACUUUGUACUCCAUAUUUCAUGUUUUUUCUCUGAUUUUUCUGCUCUCAAACCACUGUAAGCAAAAUAAUUUGAAGUCUAAUGUACUUCUGAGGCUCUCACGCUUCUUCAAAAACCGCUCUCAGCUCUCUGAAACAGUUUCAGCUUUGGAGUGAUCUAAGAACUAACAUGGUUGGAUUUUUUUUUUUUUUUUGGUGUCAGUAGGAGGGGAAAUGUUACUGAUAGUUUAAGUAAUAUUAAUCAUAUUUUUGCUUGUAUAAGUAGGAACUGUCCUGUAACAGUGUGUUAGCAACCACUUAAACAUCAAGUGAAGUAUGAAAUUAGCCUUUUAAGAAACCUUGUAAAUUAAUAGGAAAAUGCCCAUUUUUGUAUGUUGUUAAAAUAAUAAGCUUCUAGUUAAGAGCAGAAUUUUAAGUGAAUCAUGUGGUAGCAUUGUUCAAGACCUGGUUACAUGUACCUGUCUAGGAUUAUUUCAGAUCAUCUUAGUAUUAAGCCAUUAUGAACACUAUUUACCUAAUCUCUCUUUUUAAAAUUAUGUAUUUUUGAGGAAGCGCAUAUGUGGGGCUGGCACUAUUCUAUUGCAUCUAGCAUUCAUCAGAGAAAUCGUGCUCUGUGCAUCUGAUUCAGUAUUUGAAAUCCACCACCGAGUGAAAGAGGCAAGCAGUGCCACUGUUCUGUGUGCUGCUUAAGGGCUAUUUUAUGGCUACUGUGGUACUUUACAGAAACAUACAGUUUGUUUCUUAAUGUUCAGUGAUUUCUCUCACUUUCUUGAGAGUGAUGAUUCAAAAAACAAACUGAAAAUUUUACGCUAUUGUUUAUUUUCAAAUGCAUAACUGCACAGCUUUUAUUAAUUUUUUUCCAUGAACAUGUUGCUGUAAUUUUGUUGUCUUCUGAGGUGUCCUUAGACAUGCUUAUUUUUUUUUUGUUCCCCACAUUCUGUGCUUUUUUCUUUUGUUUGUGAAAUCACUAGCUUUGACAAAUUCGAGCUGUGUGAAAGCUCCCCAAGAAACUUUAAGGCUUUAUAGCAUUUGCAACACAAAGAAGUUACUUGCAAGUGAAAAAUGUUGGUUUGAUACAGUGUUCUCCAAAGAAUGAACAACUCUGGGUUUUUUUUCCUUUGCUUAUUGUGGUUUGAGAACUAAGAUUUCUUUUAACAAAAAAAAAAAGAGGGAUAUCUUCAUUUUUAUGUUUUCCUGUGGCAGCCUAAUCUACCUUUUUGUGUCUUCCUCAUAUUAAUGUGAAAGAUACUUGCCAGUAAUUCACACCUUUUUAAUUUGUAAACUAAAGGUUAAGUUUUCUGAACACACCUCUCUGUUCAUCAGUUGAUUUUGGUGAAUAGACAGGCUGGGGUAGUAGGAGAAAGACAUAUGAUGAAUGAAACUAGUUUGGGAGCAUUCUUUUUCUUCCCAUGUAAAAUUAUUUAUAAAAUCAGGAAAUUGUUCUGGUGUUGAUCUUAAAUUAUCCACUAAGAUUGAACAAAGAUACAAGGUAAGUACACUAGUAAUAGGGGGAAAAAAUAUGCAACAAAUGGAAGAAGGUGCUAGUGGUGGUAAAAUAGUCUGUUUGUACAUGUAUGAUGAACAGAAUCACAUAUGUAUCUCAGCUUACACAGAAAGGUAAAUGUAGAGUCAAGCUUGAAAUUCCUUAUUUCUUGCUGCGUUAUAGCUAAAGCAUCACAGUAUUUGGAAGUUUGUGAUGUUCUGGAAUGUAGGUUAAAUUAAAACAACUUUUGGCUUUGAAGCUGAUACCUUCUUUGGGAUUUUUGCUUUGUGUGUUUUUUCUUUGUGUAGAAUAAAAUAAAGGAGAAUUACAUGACCUAAUUCUUAGGAGCUAUUAGGAUAUAAUGACAAAUGUGUAUCAUGCAUUUUCCUGAAAUGUGAACAUGUUGAGAGAUUGAAAUUCAAUCUCUGAAAAUAUCAGUCAUUAAUACACUACUAUAAGCUUGAGGGGUGUACGCACAUACAGAUUUAAACUACUGUAGAAUUUUCACACUUUAAAAGCUGUUUAAAGCUUCUGUGUGCUUAUUUGGAUAACUGGAAUUAAAGAAAAAAAUUAGUUGCUACUGCAAGAUGCUUUAUAUAUAUAAGAAAUCUAUUGGUUUUUGUUGUAAGAGUCUGUCUUUGUGAAAAGCAAUGCUCAAGUUGCAUCUUGCAUAAAUACAAAAAUGUUUGAUCACUUAAGUUCUGGGAUUUCAUUUGUGAAAUGUUCUGGCAUAAAACCCUAACUUUUAAACCACAAAAUAACUAUUUAACAGAUAAAUCUGAAAUUUGGGGUUUAUUAAUAGAAAUGCUGAGAAACUGAUUGCUGUAUGGUGUUAAAUUGUACAAACCUAACACGUGCUUGGGACAGAUAGCUUAUAUGAGCUUGAGGCAGAUGGAAAGAGCUUUGC